UAUAAAACCAGUUCAGUUAUUUGCGAAGAACUAGUCAACAAAUGGCGUCAAAAUUGAACUCUCCGUCAGACUUCGCUGCUGGGAAAAAGAAAGAGGUAUACACAGACCAUGAUAAAGUUGAUCUACUUCCUCCCUCGGCAUUUGAGACACACACUGAGGAUGCUGCAUGGAAGGAGCUGGCCAGAGCAACCAGUGAAGUCAUGCAGCUGAAACUAGAAAACCAACAGCUUAGGGAGAAGAGAUCCACGCCUCAAUUUAUUCCACAAUAUGAACAUAGAGUCCGAGAGGAUAUUACUAAAGAUGAUGAGAGAAAAUACAUUGAUGAGAUAAUCAAACAAAGCAGUGAGAUAUCAGAUUUAAAGAAAGAAAUUCAAACUCUAAAGUCUCGACACAAAGAAGAGCUGCUAGACCUGGAGAAACAGCACACAUACAAAGAACGCCAGCACGUACAACGGUCGGCUGAACUAGCGGCAGAAUUAAAGGCCCAGGAGGAUCGAUACGACAUGGAAAUCAACAAACUCAGUUACGAUCACCAGCAACAGACGGAGGAAUUAGAGCAAAUUAUUCAGGGAUUGAGAGAUGAGUUGUCCUUGACCCUGUCAAGGUCAAAGUCAAGGUCAGAGGAGGUUGAAGGCCAGUUGAAAGAGAUGCAGGAAAGGUUGUCGAGGAGAGUUGAAGAGCUGGAAGCUGAAGUCAGAUCAAAAACCCAGACUCUGGAGAACCAAACAAAACAGAUUGUGCAGUUGAAGAAUUACAUUGGAGAAUCUGAAACUAUUCCCCGACCAGUAGAAAUAUGGAGGAAAGAGAAGGAGACUCUUGAAAAUAGACUCAAGAUAUCUGAGAUAGAUCGUGAAAACUGUCAGUCUAAUCUACAACUGCUGAACAUCCGGUUAAACUCCAUGAAAGAAAUUCAAAACCUUCAAGAGCAGGAGUUGUCCAGGACCAACAAAGAGAAAAUGGAUAAGACAAAGCAAGAAAGUAUACUUCUAACAAGAUGGCGAGAAAAAGUAUAUGAACUGCUUGUUCAGCAAAAGUCAGCAUCCAUUGUACAAAGAAAAGAUGAACAGAACUGGUUAGAGAAGGUCAAUGAUUUAAAAAAUGAGCUGACAUCGGCCAAUAACCAGAUAACUGUGCUGACCCACUCACUGUCAGACAGACAGGCUCAGCUAGACAUGGAGAAAAAUAACAACAAGCAACUACAACAGGAAGUGUUCCAAGCCCAGCAGAUGGCGCUGAGUCUUGAUGACAGACUACAGGAGAGUACGGACUCCGUGGAUCUGCUGUCCCAGUUUUCACACAGCAUCAGCAGCAAGUUUGAAGGAAACCUUGGAGUCCUUCAGAGCAUUCUUGGAUCUCUGAAAGCGUACGGUCAGAGAAUCAGCUUUGCCAGUAGUAGGAUAGAGGUUUUACAAGGAAUUUAUGCACGGAAUGAGGCCAUGAAGAAAUUAAAGCCAGAAGAUGAUGAUAGAGUCAAUGUCCCAGGAGGUCAAGGCAAUCUUGAGAGUGUGUCCUACAUAUCUUCUGAACUUGAGCAUGUGACAAAGGAGCGCGACAAACUGGCUGCCCAGUUAAAACAGGACGCUGAGAGUUGGAGCGAGCGGCUGGAGGCUGCCACCGUCAAAUGUGGGGAAGAGAAUAGAAAUCUCAGAAAGACAGUGGAGGAUUUGGAGCAGGUGCUUCAAGAAAAAUCCCAGAAAUGUGCCAGUUUGGAGGAACUGUCUGAGAAGCUAGAGGGAGACCUCGAGGAGUCGUAUGAAUCCAUUGAUCAUCUGAAAACGGAGCUGGCAAAGAGGGAAGUUGGACUGGAACAAGUAAUGGGGGAACAGAGGGAAGAAAUAGAGGCGGAAUUCAGAGAGCAGUUGGCUGAAUAUGAUAGAAAACUGAGUGACGCAAAACGAGAACACACAAAAUCAGUUGUCGCCUUGAGGCAGCAGGAGAGACAGAUGGUAAGAGAUAAGGAACGAAUGACAGAAAACUUCCAGACAAUGGAGCACCACUAUGUCAGACAACUCACAACCCUACAAGAGCAGUUAAAAUCGCUGGAGAAGGAACGCAACCUUAUGAUGGCCACUUUGAGACAGGAAGGUUUGUUGGGUAAACUUAGAGCAGGGCGGUCAGAGGUUGCCCAACUACCGGAAGUAAAUGUCAACAGCCAGUUUACAAAAGUCGACACCAUUACCAAACUUAUGCCAACAGAUAGAGAAGAAGAGGAAGAAAAUGAAGCCGAGCCUAUAGCAGCGGUCUUGGAGGAUUUGAAGGUGUUAACUACCACGGUGCUGCGAGAGAAUUCCUCCGAUUCUGACUCUGACAUUUGAAAGGCCAGAUUUUGGCUCCUGUCUUUAGACUGUGAUACCAUCUGACAUGAUAAUCUGAUCGAUAGGAGGAAAGUCCCAGGUGGCAGAGGGAAUCCUUGAAACUUUCUAAGCAAUCAAACCUAAUUUCUGCCCCCGUUAGUUUCGAGAUUUUCCUUGUCGCGUAGUAAGACUCCCUAGAAUAACGUGUGUUUUAUAACGCAACAGGUUAUUUAUGUUGUGAUGGACUUUAUAUUUUC
Magallana angulata is the source of this 2551-nucleotide messenger RNA. RefSeq names its product coiled-coil alpha-helical rod protein 1-like. Gene Ontology annotation, cellular component: centriole. Gene Ontology annotation, biological process: cell differentiation; protein export from nucleus. The record is from RefSeq and is a predicted model, not a curated record. The transcript has 19 exons. Bases 42 to 2315 code for a protein of 757 amino acids. Lineage: Eukaryota; Metazoa; Mollusca; Bivalvia; Ostreida; Ostreidae.